Molecule: messenger RNA, 7311 nt
Organism: Diorhabda carinulata
Lineage: Eukaryota; Metazoa; Arthropoda; Insecta; Coleoptera; Chrysomelidae
Gene: CARPA
Product: carbonic anhydrase-related protein 10
Exons: 11
Coding region: 101-1084 (327 amino acids)
Molecular function (GO): carbonate dehydratase activity; zinc ion binding
Source: RefSeq, a predicted model, not a curated record
CGUGCGGUUUCCGUGGAAAGUGGAUCGUGACGGAAACUUCGAAAAAAACACUCGAUCACGUGUGAAAAACUGUAAUGUAUUUAUUAAAAAAAAAGGAACUAUGAGGCUCGUUACGUGUGGAGUGUGGUUACUAACUCUAUUUUUAUAUGUCGAUUGUGAUAACUGGCAGGAGUGGUGGACUUACGAUGGUAUCUCUGGUCCUGGAUACUGGGGAUUGAUGAAUCCUCAAUGGAAUAUGUGCUCAAAAGGAAGACGACAAUCUCCCAUCAAUGUAGAGCCAGAUAAAUUGUUAUUUGAUCCAUACCUUAGACACAUCCACAUAGAUAAACAUAAAGUAAAUGGAAUGCUACAUAAUACCGGUCAGUCAUUGGUAUUUCGGAUAGAUAAAGAUAGUAAAACACUCGUUAAUAUAACAGGAGGACCGUUAGCGUAUCGGUAUCAAUUCGAAGAAAUUUAUAUUCAUUAUGGUACUGAAAAUCAGCAAGGUUCUGAGCACUAUAUUCAUGGGUAUUCGUUUCCUGCAGAGAUUCAAUUGUAUGGUUUUAAUAAAGAAUUAUACCAUAACAUGUCAGAAGCGCAGCACAAAUCACAGGGUAUUGUUGGUAUUUCGUUAAUGGUACAGAUUGGUGACAUGCCAAAUCCGGAGCUGCGAAUCAUCACGAGUGUCUUCAAUAAGGUUCUAUUUAAAGGUGCCUAUACACCGAUAAAGCAUCUAUCUCUAAGAAGUCUUCUGCCAGAUACAGAACGCUUCAUGACUUACGAGGGAUCGACCACCCAUCCCGGUUGUUGGGAGACGACGGUCUGGAUCAUACUUAACAAGCCCAUUUAUAUUACCAAACACGAGUUAUACCAACUACGCAAAUUAAUGCAGGGUUCGGAAGAAGCGCCGAAAGCUCCCUUGGGAAAUAACGCUCGUCCUGUGCAGCCUUUACACCAAAGAACUAUUCGGACAAAUAUUAACUUUAGAAACUCCGACAAACCCAGCUGUCCCUCCAUGCACAAGGAGAUGUAUUACAAAGCUAACAAAUGGACGCCCAAUGUCAAAGAGCAACACCCGUAUCAUACACUCCAUUCGCUACAUUGAAACUCAAGGAGCUUCUCUCUCGAGAACGUUAUGAGCUACGAGGGUCGCCCACUGUGUAAAUACUUCGUGCAAAAAGACAUAUUUUGUGAUACGUAUGCAAUAAUGACCAAAGUGUUUUAGCGUGAUUGAUAAACAGCGAUGUAAUAAAUUUGUAGAUGCCACUGAAACCGAAAAUAAACACUAUUCAAAUUUCGAUACACUAGAAAUUAUAUCAACUAACAUUUUUAGAACGAGGGUAGAUGGUUUUUCAACCCCAAUGAUUCAGUAUAAUGAUUGUUAUGUAAAGCAUCUUUUUUUUAACAAAUUCAGUCACUAGCGAUAUAUCUUGACCAGGUUUUAAGUCCAAUAGCUUUCUCUUGGCUAGUAUAUGUGUUCUCCGGAUCCAGAAGUUUAUGUCUUACAGAUGGGAUUCCAGUUCGGGAGGUUUUUUCCAAUUUCCAUACGUUAAAUCAAAUCUAAGGAAUGCUGAACACACUGUUUACAUUCAGUCUCUGAAGACGAUAACUUGGUUACUGAAACGCGCGUCAGGCAGUGUAAUUGUUUGUGUUGGUGUGAACAGUGUGUUCAUUAUGUUAAAAGCUUGGAUAUCUACGAUUUUUGUCUUCAAAAGAUUUAUAUUGUAUUGUUCUAAAUUUAUCAGUUCUAUUUUCCCUUUUGGUAAUUUUUCCAAUAGUAAAAAAAUGUUUAGUCUGUAAGCUGUAUCUUCAGCAGUAGAAAAUCAGGAUUUCUGGGAGAUUUUUUGGGGUUCACAGAUACAGUUAUUGAUAUGGAGAGUCCGGAGAAGCUUCAACUUCAGUUUCAGCUAAGUAUUGGAAAACACAUUGGAUUUUUAUUGUGGUUUUUCACUCGUAGAUCUUCGAGAGUAAGCAUUUGUUUUAUUGUGGUUAAUUUCUUGAGGUAUCUCUGUAUUUUAGUUUGCAAACUGCGUUUCCAAAUAAUAUUAUUUAUGCAGCUUGUUCAUAAAUCUAUUUAAAGAAAAAUUCAGCUUUGUCAAAGAUAUUUGAAGAGUUCGUAUUCGGUUUCAGUGGUGAUUUCCCAAAAAUAUUGUGGGUUUUUCAAUAAUAAUGUAAAUGAUAUAAAAUUUUUGUUAUUUCUCCUUCAAGUAUCUUAACUCAAAUUUGCACCAAGUUUCCUCAUCUUUCAGUGAGUUCUUCGAAGAAACAUUUAAAAACAGCCCCCUCAUUUAAAUCAAACAUUUCUUGCAUUAUAAGUUCAUAUAAAACUUUUCUUUCGAGGAUAGUAAGUCACCUAGGAUUUUGUACUUUUAUCCCUUAACGUACUUAACGUAAUUCAAGAGAAAAUAGGGCGCGAGUAAGAUCACUUAUAAAAGUAACUGAAGUGUGAAGAUAGCGAAAAUUGCUUAGUACAGAAAAAUGACUACACUGUAUAUUAUUUCCGGUUCGUUGACUGAAACUGAAGGAAUUAUUAAAAGAGUGUUCAUAUUAUAAUAAUGUAACUGUAUAAAAAUUUAUUCCGGUUUUUAUCACAAAAAAAUUCUUAUGUGUAUUAAUUAUACAGAAAUGUAUGUUAUUCAUUGUUUUAUGAAACUUUUAUUUCAUUAUCUCUGCCCUAUAUUGUUUUUUGUUGUCUUCUACUGUAUUUUGUCAUAUUUUCUGAUCUACUCUUAUCUUUAUUGUUUAAUUUGUUAUUCACUAUUUUCUUUUAUAGUCAAUGAUUAUAUUUUAUGUCUUUUAUUGUUUUUUUUGUACCUAUUUGACUUUUAUUUGUUUGUUCUAAUAUUAUUUUCUGUCCCCUCCUGCUUUUUUCAUUGUCUUUCAUUAUCCACAUCAUAUAUUACUACAUUUUGUUAUCUUUCUCUCUCUUAUCAUCCUUUCCGUUGUUUUUCAUUUCAUUCUAUUACUCGCUCCCAUUUUACUGUUGAGUUUCUUAUCGACCAUUAUCUUUUAUUAUCUUCUGUCAUUUUUCAUUCCUUUUUUGAGUCUUUCAUUGUUUUUUCUUGAACUCUGUUGUCUUUAUUUGUUUAUUAUUGAAUACUAGCUUUUCGGCCUUCAUAUUGUCAUCUUUUAUUACCUUUUGUAGUCUUUCUCUUUAUUUUCAUACUUUUAAUUGUCUUUUCUCAUAUUUUAUAGUCUGCUCCCGUUUUUAUUUUUAAAAUUCUCUUAACUACCAUUGUUUUCUGUUACUUUCCAUUUCUUUUAUAUGUCUUCAUUGUUUUUUAUUGGUCUCUGUAACCUUUAGUCAUUUGUAAUUAACUCACGUUAAUUUCUGUUCCCUCUAUUUGUUUUUCGUUGUCUUCGAAUGUCUUCUGUUGCUUGUUGUUCUCUGACACUAUUUUUUGUUCUCUCUAGUUGUUUUUCGUUGUCUUCGAGUUACUUGUUAUUGUCUGACAGUAUUUUCUGUUCCCUCUAGUUGUUUUUCGUGGUCUUCGAGUUACUUGUUGUUGUCUGACACUGUUUUCUGUUCCCUCUAGGUGUUUCUCGUUGUCUUCUGUUGCUUGUUGUUGUCUGACACUAUUUUUUGUUCCCUCUAGUUGUUUUUCGUGGUCUUCGAGUUACUUUUUGUUGUCUGACACUAUUUUUUGUUCCCUCUAGUUGUUUUUCGUGGUCUUCGAGUUACUUUUUGUUGUCUGACACAAUUUUUUGUUCCCUCUAGUUGUUUUUCGUUGUCUUCGAGUUACUUGUUAUUGUCUGACAGUAUUUUCUGUUCCCUCUAGUUGUUUUUCGUGGUCUUCGAGUUACUUGUUGUUGUCUGACACUGUUUUCUGUUCCCUCUAGGUGUUUCUCGUUGUCUUCUGUUGCUUGUUGUUGUCUGACACUAUUUUUUGUUCCCUCUAGUUGUUUUUCGUGGUCUUCGAGUUACUUUUUGUUGUCUGACACUAUUUUUUGUUCCCUCUAGUUGUUUUUCGUGGUCUUCGAGUUACUUUUUGUUGUCUGACACAAUUUUUUGUUCCCUCUAGUUGUUUUUCGUUGUCUUCGAGUUACUUGUUAUUGUCUGACAGUAUUUUCUGUUCCCUCUAGUUGUUUUUCGUGGUCUUCGAGUUACUUGUUGUUGUCUGACACUGUUUUCUGUUCCCUCUAGGUGUUUCUCGUUGUCUUCUGUUGCUUGUUGUUAUCUGACACUAUUUUUUGCUCCCUCUAGUUGUUUUUCAUUGUUUUCGAGUUACUUGUUGUUGUCUGACACUAUUUUUUGUUCCCUCUAGUUGUUUUUCGUUGUCUUCCAGUUACUUGUUAUUGUCUGACACUAUUUUCUGUUCCCUCUAGUUGUUUUUCGUGGUCUUCGAGUUACUUGUUGUUGUCUGACACUGUUUUCUGUUCCCUCUAGGUGUUUCUCGUUGUCUUCUGUUGCUUGUUGUUGUCUGACACUAUUUUUUGUUCCCUCUAGUUGUUUUUCGUGGUCUUCGAGUUACUUUUUGUUGUCUGACACUAUUUUUUGUUCCCUCUAGUUGUUUUUCGUGGUCUUCGAGUUACUUUUUGUUGUCUGACACAAUUUUUUGUUCCCUCUAGUUGUUUUUCGUUGUCUUCGAGUUACUUGUUAUUGUCUGACAGUAUUUUCUGUUCCCUCUAGUUGUUUUUCGUGGUCUUCGAGUUACUUGUUGUUGUCUGACACUGUUUUCUGUUCCCUCUAGGUGUUUCUCGUUGUCUUCUGUUGCUUGUUGUUAUCUGACACUAUUUUUUGCUCCCUCUAGUUGUUUUUCAUUGUCUUCGAGUUACUUGUUGUUGUCUGACACCAUUUUCUGUUCCCUCUAGUUGUUUUUCGUGGUCUUCGAGUUACUUGUUCUUGUCUGACACUAUUUUUUGCUCCCUCUAGUUGUUUUUUAUUGUCUUCGAGUUACUUGUUGUUGUCUGACACUGUUUUCUGUUUCCUCUAGGUGUUUCUCGUUGUUUUCUGUUGCUUGUUGUUAUCUGACACUAUUUUUUGCUCCCUCUAGUUGUUUUUCAUUGCCUUCGAGUUACUUGUUGUUGUCUGAUAUUAUUUUCUGUUCCCUCUAGGUGUUUCUCGUUGUCUUCUGUUGCUUGUUAUUAUCUGACACCAUUUUUUGUUCCCUCUAGUUGUUUUUCGUUGUCUUCGAGUUACUUAUUAUUAUCUGAUACUAUUUUCUGUUCCCUCUAGUUAUUUCUCGUUGUCUUCUGCUGCUUGUUGUUGUCUGAUACUAUUUUCUGUUCCUUCUAUUUGUUUUUCGUUGUCUUUGAAUUUCUUCUGUUGUUUCUUGUUGUCUGUUAUCAGCUUCUUUAGGUCCUUUUUUUUAACUUUUAUUGUCUUCUCUUCUAUUUUGAUGAUUUUUCUCAUCUAUUGAUGCUGUAUAUUCCUCCAGAUGAUCUCCAUUGUCUUUUAUCAUUUUUUCUUAUCUUUUAUCAACUUUCAAGGUCUUUUGAUGCCUGUUUUGGUCUCUAAUUUUUUUUAUUCAAACUGUUUUCUUUUUUCUUAUAUUAUUGUGAAACCCACCAUGUUUAUAGCUAUAAAUAUAUAAAAUUUUUCACAAACAACGUCUUCAAAAUAUUCCAUUAAGUGAUUAAGUAUGAAAACAAAUUGAUCGAGGCACAUCGACAAGUAAAUAUUUUACGUAAAAUGAAAUUUGAGAAACUGGAGGUUUUUCCACAUCGUUUAUUAUGGUGUUUGUGAAAAAUAAAGCACGUAGUGAUGACCGGUAUUUUUACCUUCAACUUUCAUAAAAUAACAUUUUGAAAGGAGGAAUUUUAUUCUUAAUUAUGUUUACAUUAUCUUUAACUUUACAUAAAGUUUUUACGAGGAGAAAUUUUUACAUUCUGGAUAUCUGAUUGCAUCCCAAUCUAAUAUUGUUUCCUUAAAACCAAGUAUUAAGUGUUGAAUGGUUGCUAUACGCAUUUAAGCAGCUAACUGCUUUUUUCUAUUAUCGUGACCCUUCACUAUGAAUCUCAGUCAAAUGCCGAUGAAUCUUCACUGGUGGUAAUCAUUAUGCAAGGCAGUGUUUUAGCACAUUUUCUCGUGGAUAUGAGAAACUGACAAUUCUAAAAAUAGUAGCAGAGUGUAAUUUCACAUUAUUAAAUAUAUCGCUCAUCACUAUAUAUUAUGAAUGUUGCCCAAAAACAAUCUUAUGCGUAGAUAUUUUCGUUAGAUGAAUAAAUAAUUAAAUUCAGUCUCUAUAAACGCUGUAAAUAUUUAACACAUUCGUUUGGGGUGUGACGAUUUAACAAUAAUACGAUCGUGUAUGUCCAGUAAAUAUAUUAACCAAAAAGAGAAUAAAAAAAAGAAGAAGUAAAUAAAUUGUAAGUCAAUAUUAUAUGAAUUAAGAAGGACUAUUUUUUGCUAGGAAACUCGUUUAUAUUAUAUCGAUAAAAAUGUUAUAAAAAAUGCUGUUGAUCGUUCGGUUCGUUUUUUAUACCGCCUUUGUCAGCAGAGAUAAAAUCAUCCUCAUAUUCUGUACGAAAUAUAUUUUCUCUCCAAAAUUAUACUGUCGAAAAUCUGAUAUCUUCGUAAUUUGUUUAAAUUUUUUCCAUAUGGAAAAGUUUUACAUAAUUGGCUGCGAUGUUUUUGAUGUAAAUAUGAAUAUUUUAAUUAACUGCAUAAUCGGGGGGGUCAAAUAUAAAGCGAUUAUCUGCUUUCUGAUAUUUAGUUCAAGAGAAAGAAAUAUUCAAAACGUUAGUCAACUAUGGAAAGCUUGCACAAUUCCUAUUUAUUACUAUUUAUAUAGUACACAAAAUAUCUGGAAAUUGCAGAGAUUUCACUGAAAUAUUUGAAUUAGAAAACUGGAAUCGAUAAUUGUUGUUAAAAAUGCGUUAAUUUUAUUAGAAAUAUUCAUGAUGCUCACAUAUUUACGAGAAAUUGCAUGACUUUUACAGAAAAAUUUAUAAAGUUAACAAUUUUUUGGUAAAAUGUACAAAUUUUCAAACAAUUUAUAUGGUUUUCGCAAUUUUUCGAAUAAGUGGGCAGAUUUUUCAAGAAUGUCUAUGAUAUUUGAAUUUUUUUUUAAAGUGAUUGAAUUUUUCGAAAAAAUUCCAUGCUGUUUGCAGUUUUUCGAGAAAGUGAUCAAAAUAUCUCGAAAUUCCAUUCUAUUCCGCGAUUUUUCGAAAAAGUAAAUAAAUUUUUCAAGAAUAUCCGUGAAUUUCAAAAUUUUCAUUAAAGUGGAAAGAUUUUCCGAAGAUAUCGAUGAUUUUUUCAAUUUUUCAAAAAAGUGGACAGAUUCUUCAAAAAAAAUUGGACAGAUUUUGCAAAAAUGUCCAUAUAUUUUACAAUUUUUCUAAAAUAUGGACAGAUUUUCCAAGAAUAUCAAUGAUUUUCUUAAAUUUUCG